Symbiodinium sp. CCMP2456 is the source of this 576-nucleotide messenger RNA. NCBI's taxonomy places the organism in Eukaryota, Dinophyceae, Suessiales, Symbiodiniaceae. The record is from the annotation of a GenBank genome assembly.
AUGCUGCGAACCGUCGCUAUAUCGCUGGUCUUGGCCGCGGACGCAGCAGCCGCAGAGGCUGCCCUGCCUGCGCCAGGGCCGUUAUCCUGUAGUGCCUGCCUCUGGGCGGCCAAAGCGCUGCGGGCGGCUCUCUUGGAGAAGAUGCCAAAGCGUGUCAAGGCAAAGCAGAGAAGGCUCCUAGCGGAGAAGGCCCUGGCUGGCAGCGGUGCUGCCGACGCUGGCGCUUGCGCCCAACGGCGCUUCUCAAAGCAGGUCGUGCUGUGGGUGCCUCCGUCCGGGCAGUCGCCGCCCAGCUACCAAGACUUCAAUGACGUUCGUGGUGGCAACUCGCACUCUCUUACGAGCGAGCACUUCCAGCUCCUGGGGACCAGUGAGGCAGCGAAGGGCAACCUUACGGAGCUCUGUGCCACGCUCCUGAGGACAUUCCAAGAAGAGCUUGUUGACAAGGCGGCUCGCCACGAGGGCCGCAUGUACGGCGCGCUCACAGAGCAUUGGCUGUGCUUCCGGAAAGCCCAGCUCUGCACUGCGAAGGAGGCGCCUCCGGGUAAGGACGACGAUGAGGAGGAAGACCUGUGA